Molecule: messenger RNA, 1173 nt
Organism: Anisakis simplex (herring worm)
Lineage: Eukaryota; Metazoa; Nematoda; Chromadorea; Rhabditida; Anisakidae
Source: the annotation of a GenBank genome assembly
AUGUGGGAUUGUUGCGUCGGCAGGACGGUUCAGUUGAGUAUUAAUGCGAUGCAAAGUGAUACGGACGCUGACUUUGGAUUAGACUUGGUUUCAUAUGAAAGGGUCCGUCGGAGGGAUUGUGUUGUGUUCAAUCAACGAAACGAUGAUGAUGAGCCAAUUAGCGCGAUUCUUCUUGUUGGAAAUCCAACUGCAAUAAGCUACGUGCCAAACGUUGAAACGUCUGAUAAGGUGCGAGAUGAGCAAUUCUUCUCCGUUCAUUAUAUGCCAGUUGAUGCAAGUGAAGAACGCUGCAAGGAUAACGAAAUAAAAGCACAUAAAAUAAAACGUCUGCGAGCAUAUUUUGAGGCAUCAAAUGAGAAAGAAAUGACCUCUCAAGAGAACGGCUCAGUAAUGUCAGAGAAUAAAAUAUCUUCGAAUGAUACCUGCAAUGCUGAUAAAGUGUUAAAUGCGGACAGCAGCAUUACGGCGUUGCAUUGCAUCCCGAGUAAGACUGUUCUUUUCGAAGUCAUCAAUGCCAGAAAUAUGAAACGCCUUUUCACAACAAUGUCGUUCAUUAAUCCAACUAAUGUACGGCGAGCUGUGCGAGUGCACUGCCCUCUUGAUCCAAAAUUUCAUAGGUCUCAUAUUGAGACAUUCACAGUAGACCCUCGAACCCAAUAUGAUCUUACUAUGUGUUUCCUGCCAUCUCAAGAUUUUCUUAAACAAGCAAAAAUAAAUAAGCCGUACAUAGCGAUAACACACAUUAAAGCACCUGAUUUGAGUAAAGACGCAAAGCAAGUAUGGGAUGAAUAUAACAAACAAAAUGAUGCUCACUGCUCCAUCAAAAAGAUUCCAAUCGACUAUGAUGAAUCUGCAAUAGACGCCUUGUUGAAUGAAUCAGAAUUUGAUAGAAGGUAUACGGUAACUCCGUCCGAUUCUGACUCUUCUAUCGGAUCUCAUGACACGUCGCUUUCAGUAGAGCGCUUUCAAACAGUUCCAAAUGCACUGAAAUCGAAUGAGGAACAUCAGAAUGAAGACGACGAGAAAGUUGUGAGGAAAAGGGAGGAGGAAAUGAUCGGAGUGAGUGCUUUCGAAAGGAGUUCGCCGGAUACUGCGAAUGAGUCCGUGGACAGGCGUAGUGAUGAAAACAAUAAUGGUGAUCGAGAAGGCGAAGAGUCUGGUUCAACCAAAUGA